Cylindrotheca closterium is the source of this 960-nucleotide messenger RNA. NCBI's taxonomy places the organism in Eukaryota, Bacillariophyta, Bacillariophyceae, Bacillariales, Bacillariaceae. The record is from the annotation of a GenBank genome assembly.
AUGAAUUGGACACUUCCUUUGGUUGCUUGGAAACCGAUUCCAUUUGCAAAUAGCAAUCCCAAUUCUUCCUUGGAAUCUGGAUCUGGUAGUGGCAGGAGCGAAAGCGGUUCCGGCAGUGGUAGCAAAAGCGGAUCUGGCAGCGGUAGCGACAGCAACAGUGAUGAUACCUCUGACAGUGGUUCUGGCUCUGGAUCUGACUCUGGAAGUCGAUCCGGCAGUGGCAGCAGAAGCGGAAGCAUUCUGACAGCAAUGUCACGCCGGAGAGCGGUGAUACAUCCAACAGUGGAUCGGGUUCUGGCUUUGGAUCUGGAUCCGACAGUGGCUCGGAUCUGGCUCUUGCAUGGUUCCGGAAGUGGAUCCACCAGUGGUUCCGAUGAUGAUACUGCCAAUGACGGCAGUGGCUCUGGCAGCGGUUCUGAGAGCGGCUCUGGAUUGGAUUCCGGCAGCGGCUCGGGCAGUCGAUCUGAUAGUGGAAGUGGCUCUGGAUCAGGUUCAGGCAGUGGCUCUGGAUCACGCAGUGGAUCUGGCAGUGGCUCUGAUUCCAUAUAUGGGUCUGGAUCUGGAUCUGGCUCUGGCAGCGGCAGUAGCAAAAAAAGUAGCUCUUCCAGCAAAAAGAGCAAGAGCAGCAGCUACAGCAAGAACAAGAGCAAGGACCAAAGCGCCGCCAUUGCCCCCAGGAGUGAUGAUGAUGAUAGCUUGAAUGUCAGCACGGAUACUAGUUCGGAUGGAAGCAGUGGCAGCAAGAAAUCCAAAAGCGAAAAUUCCAACAAUGACAAGAUGGAGGGAAUGGAUGCUUGUAUCAUUGAAGAUAUGCCCAUUACAUUGAGUUUGGAACAUUUUGUGGCCGUCACAACAUAUUACAGUUUGAUUAGAGACGAUAAUACUUGUGAUACUAGUGACAGUCAUGAAUUGGACACUUCCAUUGGUUUCUUGGGAAACAAUUCCAUUUGCAAAUGGUAA